Rosa rugosa (rugosa rose) is the source of this 772-nucleotide messenger RNA. Its product is annotated as SKP1-like protein 1A. The coding region runs from base 77 to 571 and encodes 164 amino acids. The transcript has 2 exons. Gene Ontology annotation, biological process: SCF-dependent proteasomal ubiquitin-dependent protein catabolic process. Gene Ontology annotation, cellular component: nucleus; cytoplasm. The record is from RefSeq and is a predicted model, not a curated record. NCBI's taxonomy places the organism in Eukaryota, Viridiplantae, Streptophyta, Magnoliopsida, Rosales, Rosaceae. Gene Ontology annotation, molecular function: cullin family protein binding.
ACCACUCUUUAGUCUUUACUGUUUUACUUGUUAAAACCCAAAUUUCCAAAACCCUCUCAGCGCUACACCCAAAACGAUGUCGUCUCAGAAGAAAUCGAUCACCCUGAAGAGCUCCGACGGCGAGAGCUUCGACGUCGAGGAGGCGGUGGCGUUCGAAUCGGUGACCAUCAAGAACAUGCUGGAGGACGUCGGCGCCGAGAAUGCGAUCCCCUUGCCCAACGUCACCGGCUUCAUCUUGGGGAAGGUGAUCGAGUACUGCCGGAAGCACGUCGAGGAGGGCAAAGAUUCCGACAAGGAUAGGGCCGGCGAUUUCGUCAAGCCCGGCGACUCGCCUCUCAAGGCUUGGGAAGCCGAUUUCGUCAAGGUCGAGCAGAGUGUGCUGUUUGACAUCAUUUUGGCUGCAAACUAUCUGGACAUUAAGGGGCUGCUGGAUUUGACGUGCCAGACUGUGGCAGACAUGAUCAAGGGGAAGACUGCAGAAGAGAUUCGCAAGCAUUUCAACAUCAAGAAUGACUAUACUCCAGAGGAAGAAGAGGAGGUUCGGAGGGAGAAUCAAUGGGCAUUUGAUUGAAGCCAAGGGCUGUCUAUUCAAUGUUGAUAAUGUGAAUGGUAGGAAUGUCGAUAUAACUACGGGCCGAUCAUUAGGGUUUUUGUGAAGUUUGCUUAUUUGUGUUAACAAUGGAGCGGUGUUGUUAGGUUGCUUAGUGUUUCGAAGAUUUGCAAAACUCUUUUGUUAUCCUAAUAUAAUGCGGAUUUUAUUGCGUUAGUCUUC